AUGGCUGUGCGCCACCUGGGACAGCAAGUGCGCCAGGCGGUGGAUGCCCAAGGUGCUCUCAUCGACUCAGUGCAGCAGGCCGUGGGCGCUCAGACACAGCAGACGUACGAACUGCUUAUGGUACUUCACCAGCAGCAGCAAGUACAGGCCCGAGAGAUGGAAAUGAAUCAGCGUCUUAUGGCCGAGCUGGUGGACCAACGUGACUGCCAGCAGAUCUUGAUGGACCAGCUGUCGGCUCAACGAGCGACAGCCGAGCAUCAUACCCAAGGACUUCGGGCCUCAGCUGUGGCGUCCGUCCAGCAGUCCGACGCGUUGGAAGAAAUGCGCCGGCGUACCAGUGCCCGAUGGCAUGCUUUCACUGCUGCUCCGGCCCAAGUACCGGCGCCAGCGGCAGCACUCGGAAUCCAACUUGUUUACGGAUUCCAAGAAGUCCCGAAGGCUCCUGCAUUCAACGGGAGUACCAAGGUCCAGAAGCGCCGCUUUAUGGAUCUGUAUGAGGCUUACCGGCGUGAGAUUGCGCUGGCGAAUGCCCGACGGCCCGGAGGUCAACAAAUCAUGUUGAUGCCUCUCAGCGGCUGUAUUGACCCUCUGUCGGUUGAACGCAUUGCCUAUUGGAAGAUUGGCAAGGCGAGCCAUGGACUGAGGACGAUUGGCGAACCUACUUCCUGGGGGCACGUGAGUGUGACCCCGUGGACAUGA
Molecule: messenger RNA, 699 nt
Organism: Aphanomyces astaci
Lineage: Eukaryota; Oomycota; Saprolegniomycetes; Saprolegniales; Verrucalvaceae
Exons: 1
Coding region: 1-699 (232 amino acids)
Source: RefSeq, a predicted model, not a curated record